This is a messenger RNA of Rhinichthys klamathensis goyatoka, 1494 nucleotides long. RefSeq names its product C-C chemokine receptor type 5-like. Gene Ontology annotation, biological process: immune response; chemotaxis; G protein-coupled receptor signaling pathway. Gene Ontology annotation, cellular component: membrane. The record is from RefSeq and is a predicted model, not a curated record. Bases 39 to 1187 code for a protein of 382 amino acids. Gene Ontology annotation, molecular function: chemokine receptor activity. NCBI's taxonomy places the organism in Eukaryota, Metazoa, Chordata, Actinopteri, Cypriniformes, Leuciscidae. The transcript is spliced from 2 exons.
UUUUUUUUGCCUUUAUAUUUGGAUAGCAGCCAUUUAUCAUGAACAGGACCCUUGCACUCCGUCCAUGGACAGCGAUGGUAACCAAUGGUCCUCUUCAACUGUAUCAUCAUACUUUAUCCUGUACGAAUGGGAAAUUGGAUGAUGAGCCAUAUACUGAUGUGCCAUACGACUAUGAUGACUUCUAUGCUGGAAAUAUUGAUUCAUCUGCAUUUUCCUGUGUUUAUGGAGAACAUGGAGCCAACAUUCUUCCAGUGUUAUACUCCCUUUUGUUUGUGCUGGGCUUUCUGGGUAACAUACUGGUGGUCUGGGUGGUCUUGAUGGGAGGCAAACUGAGAACCAUGACCGACAUCUGUCUCCUGAACCUGGCUAUAGCUGACCUGCUGCUGGUCUCCUCUCUUCCCUUCCUGGCACAUUACACCAGAGACCAGUGGAUCUUUGGAGAUGUUAUGUGCAUUAUGGUCCUCAGUGUCCACCACAUUGGAUUCUACAGUGGGAUAUUCUUCAUUGUACUUAUGAGUGUUGAUCGAUACUUAGCUGAAGUUCAUGCUGUGUUUGCCUUGAGAGUCCGAACAAGGACAUAUGGGAUCUUAGUCAGUGUGUUCAUAUGGAUUGUUGCUGUUUCUGCAUCCUUUCCUGAGUUGAUGUUCCUGAAAACCACAGGUUAUAAUGAACAAAUACAUUGCACAUCUUAUCCAACAAAUGAUCAAAAUUCAAACCUUUUUUUGAGGACUUUUGGUAUCUUGAAAAUGAAUAUCAUGGGUCUAAUUCUCCCACUUAUUGUGAUUGGAUUUUGUUACUCAAUGAUUCUGAAGAGACUCCUGACAGUUCACUCUUCCAGGAGGCAGGCCAUGCGUCUAGUCAUUGUGGUGAUGGUGGUCUUCUUCUGCUGUUGGGUUCCAUACAAUGUCACAGCUUUUAUAAAAGUCUUAGAGCUGAAUGAACUCAUAACACAGUCUUGUGACAGCAGUAAGGCAAUUAGUCUAAGUCUUCAGAUCACAGAAGCUUUGGCUUACUCACACAGCUGCCUGAAUCCCAUUAUCUAUGCGUUUGUGAGACAGAAAUUUAGGAGGCACCUUUUCAGACUCUUGUACAUGGCACCCUGCUGUAGACUGCAAUUCAUGAACCUUACACAGCCCACAGUUUAUUCCCACAACACCAAUGAUGAGAAAACUAGUACAACAGUAUAAAUUGGAAAAAGACUGUCAAAAGAAAAUUGUAAGUUUAUAUUUUAUAUACAUAUAUAUGUCGUAGGAGAACCAACACUAUAGGAAUGUGCGUCAAAUCUUCUGACACUGCCAGAAUUUGAUUGCAACGGUCAUUAAUCAGCUGUCAGCAAACAUGUCAAACAAGACUUCAGAUUUUGGGGUAUAGAAUCAGAGGAAUCUUUUAGGAUUCUCAACAUUUGUCUCCAACGGCCAAAUUGUGGCCAAAAUUGUACAGUGUAAACCCAGAUGUAGAUGAAGAUCGGACCACAUUAUACGAGUAAUCAAUGCA